Molecule: messenger RNA, 1344 nt
Organism: Phytophthora nicotianae INRA-310
Lineage: Eukaryota; Oomycota; Peronosporomycetes; Peronosporales; Peronosporaceae
Product: CAMK protein kinase
Exons: 3
Coding region: 1-1344 (447 amino acids)
Biological process (GO): protein phosphorylation
Molecular function (GO): protein kinase activity; ATP binding
Source: RefSeq, a predicted model, not a curated record
AUGGGAGUCUGUGCAAGUCGCCGUUGGCCUUCGUUGACACAGUUUUAUGAGUUCGAUACUCCAGAGGUGGUUCUUGGGGAUGGAACUUGCUCGCGAGUAUUUCGUGCGCGAGAGCGUGCUAGUGGUGGAUUAGUUGCUAUCAAACGUUUGGACAAAGCGAAGCAGCAGCUGAUCAAUGAAGAUCCUGUCCAGUGGGAGCGUGAGGUGGCGUUAUUACGUCGUUGUGCUUCUCACCCGAAUGUGGUAGCACUACACGAUGUAAUGGAGACACGUGAGUUCGUAUACAUCGUCAUGGAGCUUGCAGAGGGUGGGGAACUCUUCCAGGCUCUAAUUGAUGAAGGAGCGUACUCGGAAUGGGACGCUCGACGUUUCAUUGCAGACCUUCUUGAAGCAUUACGCUUUCUCCACGAGCUUGGCAUUGCGCACAGAGACGUCAAGCCGGAAAACUUACUGCUAACAUCAACGAGUCCAAAGCUUGCAAGCAUUAAACUGGCAGAUUUUGGUCUUGCAGCACUCGUCGAAGAGAGUAGUUUGCUUUCCAAUGGUCGGAUGACCUGGGCCUACUGCGCACCCGAGGUCUUCAAAGCAGCACAAUUAUCCGAGUCUCCAGACGAUAUGGAAGCCUCAAUGCCCAAGCCAGCGCGAAGCUCCCAAGUUGGUGUCCAGAGUGAUGUAUGGAGCGUGGGCAUCGUGCUCUACGUGCUGCUAAGCGGAGUUCAUCCAUUCGAUCCCGAUGGCCGACAGACUCGAGACCAAAUGAUAAGCAACAUCCAAUCUGGACAGUUUUCCAUGACUGGACCUCGUUGGGAAGCCAUCUCGAGCGAGGCUAAAGAUUUGAUCUCGGCGCUGCUUCAUGUAGACCCUGGAGCGCGAUCUACUGCUGCUAAAGCACUCAGCCAUGAAUGGUUCAAGGCACAACGCACGUCGCGCCAAUCUUUGGCUGUCUCGACUGACGACACGAAUAACCUCCAGCAGUAUCGCCACCUCAUGCGUCGCAAAUUUCGGACGAGUGUUAUAGCUGCAGUUGCCGCAGAUACACUCCGUCGCAGUCUAAAGAAAAGCCGUCACUCUACUGGAUCGGUAGCUGGUAAUGAAACAACCGAAAUCGCCCCAGUUCCAUCUCCUGGUGGUGAGAUUUCACCAUGUCAGUCUUCGCCUGCUAGCACUUCAGCUGCGGUUGUUGCUGUCACCGGUGAAACGAGUGAUGCAUGUCCACCAGUGGCUACUCAUUCCGUGCUGAAGCAUAUAUUCCACCACGAUUCCCAGGAAGAUAGCGGUUCAUUCGAAGUAAUGGCAGCGGCUGCGACAGAUGCAGAUGUGAACGACAUCACAAUUAAUGUCUAA